AAGCUUACCAAAAUUGAGGAGGAGAAUUGAAAGCCAAGAGAAACAAACGGAAAAGAAAGCACUGAUGAUCACACGCAUACACACACAUACAAAUUCCUCCAGAAUUUAUUGAACUUCAACCAAGCAAUCUCUUUGGUGAAGGAAGGGGAAGGACAUGGCGAAGCUGGUGGCAGUCCAACACCAAAACCACCCUUCUUUCUCCCUCCUCCAUUCCUCUUCCUUCUCCGACUUCAAUGGCGCCCGCCUCCACACCUCCGUUCAGUACAAGAGGAAGUUCGUGCAGCCUAAAGGAGCAUUACAUGUUAUUGCUUCGAGCACCAAGAAAAUCCUCAUAAUGGGAGGCACCCGUUUUAUCGGUGUAUUCCUGACAAGACUCCUUGUCAAGGAAGGCCAUCAGGUGACUCUAUUUACCAGAGGGAAGGCACCUAUUACUCAACAAUUACCGGGCGAAUCAGAUAAGGACUAUGCAGAUUUCUCCUCUCAAGUAUUGCAUUUGAAAGGAGAUAGGAAGGACUUUGAUUUCGUAAAGUCGAGCCUCUCAGCAGCAGGAUUUGAUGUUGUAUAUGACAUCAAUGGCCGUGAAGCUGAUGAAGUUGCCCCAAUCUUGGAUGCCCUCCCGAAUCUUGAACAGUACAUUUACUGCUCUUCAGCUGGUGUCUACCUCAAGACUGACACUCCACCUCACUAUGAGUUUGAUGCAGUAGAUCCAAAGAGUAGGCACAAGGGAAAGCUCGAGACAGAGAGCUUGCUCGUGAAGAGGGGAGUCAACUGGACUUCUUUAAGGCCUGUUUACAUCUACGGGCCCCUGAACUACAACCCUGUUGAAGAAUGGUUCUUCCACCGCCUCAAAGCGGGCAGGCCAAUCCCUAUCCCGAACUCCGGGCUGCAAAUUACCCAACUCGGGCAUGUUAAGGAUCUGGCGAGGGUCUUUGUUGAAGUUUUAGGAAACGAGAAAGCCAGCAAGCAAGUGUUUAACAUUUCAGGAGAAAAAUACGUGACCUUUGAUGGUCUAGCAAAAGCAUGUGCCAAGGCUGGUGGAUUCCCUGAGCCCGAGAUCAUUCACUAUAAUCCCAAGGAAUUCGACUUCGGCAAGAAGAAGGCUUUUCCAUUCCGUGACCAGCACUUCUUUGCAUCGGUCGAGAAAGCCAAGAGCGUCCUGGGGUGGAAACCCGAGUUCAACCUAGUGGAAGGGCUCGCAGACUCCUACAAUCUCGACUUUGGCCGAGGCACGUACCGCAAAGAGGCCGAUUUCUCAACGGAUGACAUGAUCCUCGGAAAGAGCCUAGUGCUACAGAGCUAAAUUCAAACUCACCAAUUUUCUGUGUAUCAACACCUCAUGGGCCUUGCCUCUGUUCUCUGUUUAUGGAUGUGGAAAUUGGAAUCCCUCCUCAUAUCCAUGAGCCCAAACUGAAGUUUUAGGAAUUUGAGAUGGAAAUGAAGGCUUGAAUUGCUUCAUCCUCCUCCUGCUCUGAAAAUUCUGAUUGGGCAUUCAAGAAUUUUUGGUCACAUCAUCUCUUGGUUGAAUCCUUAGAUUUUUGGGCCAUGAGAUAUUGUUCCUUAUGGAUCUUUGGUUGAAUUC
Messenger RNA from Punica granatum (pomegranate), 1579 nucleotides. The record is from RefSeq and is a predicted model, not a curated record. Lineage: Eukaryota; Viridiplantae; Streptophyta; Magnoliopsida; Myrtales; Lythraceae.